UUGGUAAGUGCCUAAAUCGUUGAAAAAACCCUAACGGCCUAAAACCCUUACUUCAGCAUUUCGAUUCACGCUAGUCUAUAUAAACUCUAGUUCGACUUUGUUAGUGGGAAUAACCUAAAACCCUUACUCCAGUCUACUUGUCUUCUUUGAUAUCAUCUCUCUUUCCAUCUCCAUCCGCAAGUUCUCAUCACUGAACCCGCUGCCGCUGGAACCUGUUUCUUUUGGACGGAUUGAAACCAGUCCGGCAAUCAGGAGAGCCCCCAGCUAGACGGCAGCUAUUUACAGUGGUGUGAGCACUUGGGUUGGUAUCUGAGUGUUAAAUGGCUCAGUUGCAGGCCGUGUUGUCAUGUCCAUCCAGCAACUUUGUAUUCCAUGCCUCCAAGAGAUCAGAUUCGUUUCGGGACAAACUAUGCUGCCUAGGGAAGUCAUCUUCAUUCCAAGAGUUAGGGGUAAGGUCCAGUGGACUUCAUGGGAGUGCGCUUGUUCAUCACAGGGGAAAUCUUGCUCAAGCUUCUACUGGACGAGCCAUUCAAGCAGUUUUGUCCAGCGAAAAAGAAACAGAUGUUUCCACAUCUCCAAAGGGUGGACUGCGUGGAAGAUUGAAUAAAGUGGUUUUGGCCUAUAGUGGUGGUUUGGAUACCUCAGUUAUUGUCCCAUGGCUAAGGGAGAAUUAUGGCUGUGAAGUUGUUUGUUUCACUGCAGAUGUUGGUCAAGGCAUCAAGGAACUAGAGGGUUUAGAAGCAAAGGCCAAAGCUAGUGGAGCUUGUCAAUUAGUUGUUAAGGAUCUGAAAGAGGAAUUUGUGAGAGAUUACAUAUUUCCUUGUUUGCGAGCUGGAGCAAUUUAUGAAAGAAAGUACUUGCUUGGAACUUCCAUGGCUCGACCUGUUAUUGCUAAGGCCAUGGUUGAUGUUGCAAAAGAGGUUGGAGCAGAUGCUGUUUCACAUGGAUGCACAGGGAAGGGAAAUGAUCAGGUCCGGUUUGAAUUAGCUUUUUUUGCUUUAAAUCCUGAACUCAAUGUUGUGGCUCCAUGGAGAGAAUGGGAUAUUACAGGAAGAGAAGAUGCCAUUGAGUAUGCAAAGAAACAUAAUGUGCCCGUCCCUGUUACAAAGAAAUCUAUCUACAGCAGAGACCGAAAUCUGUGGCACAUCAGCCAUGAGGGAGACAUUCUGGAAGACCCUUCAAAUGAGCCAAAGAAGGAUAUGUACAUGAUGACAGUUGAUCCGGAAGAUGCACCUGAUCAACCUGAAUACAUAGAGAUUGGAAUAGUCUCAGGACUCCCUGUUUCAGUCAAUGGGACGGAGCUUUCUCCUGCUGCGCUUCUUUCAGCGCUCAAUGACAUUGGUGGGAGGCAUGGCAUUGGUCGUAUAGACAUGGUUGAAAACCGGCUUGUUGGAAUGAAAAGUCGUGGGGUAUAUGAAACUCCUGGUGGGACCAUCCUUUUCACAGCGGCCCGUGAGCUGGAGUCUUUGACACUUGAUCGUGAGACGCUGCAGACCAAAGAUACGCUUGCAUUCAAAUAUGCAGAGUCGGUGUAUGCAGGUAGAUGGUUUGAUCCACUCCGGGAGGCAAUGGACGCAUUCAUGGAGAGUAUUACAAAGACCACCACUGGGUCUGUGACUCUAAAACUCUAUAAAGGGUCAGUUACAGUGACUGGCCGGAAAAGUCCGUACAGCUUGUAUAGGCAGGAUAUAUCAUCUUUUGAGAGUGGAGACAUCUAUAACCAGGCCGAUGCUGCCGGUUUCAUACGGCUUUAUGGCCUGCCUAUGAGGGUUCGAGCAAUGCUUGAAAAGGGUAUCUGAUAAUUUUUCUUAGAUGAUAGUCGAUGAGUUUGUUUUCUUUGUUUAAGUGUUUGAUGUUGAAUCGAGUCCUUUAUUUUAUUUUUUCUUUUUGUUUGUAAACUGCUCUGUUGCAUGAAGAUGAAUAAAAUAGUGAUUUCCUGGUGCUGUUGUUAACAGCCUUGCGGGA
Molecule: messenger RNA, 1965 nt
Organism: Nelumbo nucifera (sacred lotus)
Lineage: Eukaryota; Viridiplantae; Streptophyta; Magnoliopsida; Proteales; Nelumbonaceae
Product: arginosuccinate synthase family
Biological process (GO): urea cycle; L-arginine biosynthetic process
Cellular component (GO): cytoplasm
Molecular function (GO): argininosuccinate synthase activity; ATP binding
Source: RefSeq, a predicted model, not a curated record